CAGUUUUUAUUUAUUUAAACAAUAAUGCCAGAAAGGACAGAGGAAGGAAAAUGAAAAGGCCUUCAAAACCGAACUGGAUGCUACAAUGAGACAGAAUAAAGCAACAGUGAGGGGAAACGAAUAAUCUUGUAUUUCAAGUAGAAAAGGCCAGGAUCACCCAUUUCUCAAAGAGACAAGUCUCUUAUCAGGACUUCCCCUCCUCCAGAAGAGGCAAUCCUUUGUCUGGAGAAGGACGUGACCUGAUUGGUUACCUCCCGUCCAUUAGCGGCGCAGUUUAGGUGAUUGAUACCUCCUAGAGCCAAUCGGUGUUCCGGAGCGGUCAUGUGAUCCCCAGUGCCAGCCAAUCUGGUUUGCGUAGAGGCGGGGCUAGCGGGCGAUAUAUAAACAGGCAACGCCCGCCCUAGCCGCCACCCGGCGCCAUUUUGUGCUGUUCUCCACGUUGACCUUUGCAGUCGGUUUAUUCGGGAUAAAAGAAAGAUCGAAAAGGGUGGAAAAAAAACUGACCCGCCAGUAAAUACUAUUCCCAAGGAAUAAAAUGUCUCGGGAUCGCUUCAGGAACCGCACAGGAUUUCAGAGGCGGGGUGGCAUGAGCCCUCCGUUCCGGGGAGGGGGUGGCGGUAGCAACCGCAAUAACGCUCCCAACCGUCCAAACGGAGCGGGAAACCCGGCCGACGCCCUCAAGCAGCAACCGGCGGCCUCAGCCUCCAACCAGGUGCCGGCCUCGCAGCAGACGCCGCCUCAGAAAUCACUGGCGCCGGGCUCCCAGAAAUCUGGCGAGCCCGACAAGAAGAACGGUGAGGCGGCGGCCUCUCAGGGUGGCUCGGCGGGCCGCGGCGGCAGCGGCGAGGGGGGCAAGCAGCAGCAGCAACAGCAGGCGUCGCAGGGCGGCGGAUCGGCGGGGGCAGGCGGCACGGACAGCCGGCAGCAACGCGAAGGCAAAGAGGCGGAGAGCGAGCAGGCGGUGCUGCGGGCACAGCUGUCGCUGCUCCGCAAGCCCGGCGAGAAGACCUACACGCAGCGCUGCCGCCUGUUCGUCGGCAACUUGCCGGCCGACAUCACCGAGGACGACUUCAAGCGGCUUUUCGAGAAAUAUGGCGAACCCGGCGAGGUUUUCAUCAACAAAGGCAAAGGGUUCGGCUUCAUCCGCUUGGAAAGUCGAACUUUGGCUGAAAUCGCCAAAGCUGAACUUGAUGAUACACCCAUGAGGGGCAGACCUCUUCGUAUCCGUUUUGCCACACACUCUGCAGCUCUGACUGUUCGCAAUCUUUCUCCUUAUGUCUCAAAUGAACUGCUUGAGGAAGCAUUCUCCCAAUUUGGUCAGGUGGAGAGGGCCAUUGUAAUAGUAGAUGACCGUGGGAGAUCAACAGGCAAAGGCAUAGUUGAAUUUGCAACAAAGCCAGCUGCCAGAAAAGCCCUUGAGCGAUGCAAUGAAGGAGUAUUCCUCCUAACUGCCUCUCCACGGCCUGUGAUCGUGGAACCAAUGGAACAAUAUGACGAUGAGGAUGGUCUGCCUGAGAAGCUUGCCCAGAGAAAUCCAAUGUAUCAGAAGGAGCGGGAGCAACCUCCUCGUUUUGCCCAGCACGGAACAUUUGAGUUUGAGUAUUCCCAACGAUGGAAGUCUCUUGAUGAAAUGGAAAAACAACAAAGAGAGCAAGUGGAGAAGAAUAUGAGAGAGGCCAGAGAUAAGCUGGAAAAUGAAAUGGAAGAUGCAUACCAUGAGCAUCAAGCAAUGUUGCUGAGGCAGGAUCUCAUGCGACGUCAAGAAGAGCUUCGCCGCAUGGAAGAGCUUCACAGUCAAGAGGUUCAGAAGCGUAAACAGUUGGAAUUGAGGCAAGAGGAAGAGCGCCGUAGAAGAGAGGAGGAAAUGUUGAUGCGACAGCGGGAGAAAGAGGAGAUGAUGAGACGCCAGAGGGAGGAGAACUUCCGAAUGGGGUACAUGGAUCCGAGAGAACGUGACAUGCGCAUGGCUGGAGGAAUGGCAGAACAAUAUGCUGCUACAAACCAAAGCUUCCCACCAAUGGCAGCAAUGGGCUAUGAAGGUCACAGUGCAAUGAAUAGCCCUGGAGGACCAAGUGCAAUGACUGGACAGAUGAUGGGCAACAGUGGAAACACCAGCGACAUAGCAGGGCGUAAUGACCGCUUUGGACAGGGAGCCCCAGGUCCAAUGAAUGCUCAGCCCCCCCGUCCUAUGGGGCCUACUGGGCCUAGUUUUAGUAGAGGGAGAGAAGAAUAUGAAGCAGGCGGAAAGAAGCCUAGAUUUUAGAAUUCAUAGUGCUGUAGUGCAUUCCAGAUUAGUCUUUCAUUUAGACUUGAACUCUUCAUUCUUGCGUUUUUUUAGUUGGUGGCAAAGUUGCAUUUUAUGCCUAUAUAGAUUUGUGUAUUGAUAAAACUUUGUAAACUGUAACAAGUCACGCUGGCACAUUAUGAAUGUUGAAUUAUGUCAAACAACAGUGAUAGUGCACAUAGGCAUCUUUUCCCAGUACUUUUGACUGUGUACGCUGACGUGCCAUUAAAUCUCUAGAAAGUAUGCUCCAUGUAUUUUUUUUUGUUCUGAAUUGUUUUAGAAGCAUGUUAAAUUGUGUAGGCUAAAAGCCUGUUUUGAAAUGGUGGCAUUCUGUAUUUUGGUGCGUCUUUUUAAAUUAAAACCCAUUCAUAGUGUUCAUGAUUUUGAAAUGAUUUUUUAACUGAGCAAAGUCACAGCAUAGUUGUCAACUUCUCUGGUUGCUAAGUGAGACCAAGUGUUGCAUUUACUAAUGUUUGCAAACUCUUGCGUAUCACUUAUUGGAGUUGUUUAUUAAAAUAAGGUAAGAUUCCAAUGGAAACUAAGUGCACUGAAAACAAAACCUUUAGUCAUGGUUAUUUAUUAUCUUGUAUUUUAAGUUGUACCAAUUUUAGGCCUGAGUUUGAUCAUUUUUUCAACUUCUUCUUUCUUUGGCUAGUUUUGUAUUGUGUCUUAAUGCCACACAGAGGGGGUGAAUCUAGGUCUUGGAAAAGAUCUUGUGAAACUUAAAACUGCAGUGCUGAAAUUUCUGGACCCAUUUAUAUUUAAAUUGCCACCUAAUUGGUUUGUGUUAACUGGAAGAAUUGUUUUUCCUUUAAAUUUUUGUGGCUUCAGUUUUGGAGAUAGGCUGGAUUGUUCUAACGUUUGUAUUUUGUAAAAGAUUUUCCUUUUCUUCCCAGAAGUGUUUUUGGCAGUCAAAUCCAGUCUAUGCUGGGGUGGGAUGAAGUCUACUGACAAUGUUACUGACGUUCUGGAGAUUCUAUCUUGGUUUGCAUGUUCUGAAAUAGAUAUUGGGACAAGGAAGGUUCUAUUGUAGCUGGUACUACAAAACAUGUUAACUGUGUUUUGACUGAUUUAUGCAAAGCACACCUGUAUUUCAAAUUUUUCUUCCUCUUCUGUUCACAACUUAUUGCAACUUUCUCUUCAGAAGGUCUUUCGUGCUGAGAAGCUAUGAUUACCAGCAGUGCCCUGGGCAUCAAUGUCAAGUGACUCAUGUGAACUUAGAUUGUGGUGAAACUGUUUAAUUUUGAAGCCAAGCUUGAUUUCACCUGCACAAUUUUUGCAUAAUUAAGGGUUCUUAGAUGAUCAGGAGCUUUGGCUGACAAUUUUCCCUUGUCAAUCCAUAGAUGUAAACUCCAUUGCAGUGCUGUUCUAUUGACUGUGUUGGUUGGCACAGCCUAAGGUUUAUCCUUGGUUCACUUGGUCCAUAGUCCAAGGAUAUACAACAGUUUUUGCCUUUAGAUUUGUGAUGGGCAAUCAGACACUUGUUACCACCUUCCUUUGUAUUUGGAAAAGGACAAAGUUGUUCAUUUUCAGGUUUUGUGAAUGAAGUCAGUUUAAUAGCUUACUUGCUUGGAUUUGUCCUAACGGCAGUGGCACAUCUGAUUAGAGCUCAAACAUCAGUCAGGCCUCACAGGUGAUGUGCAUAAUUCUCAGUGUAUUGUAUAGACUUCUCUAAAAUGAAUGCUUAUCUUGAUUUUGAUCUAAUUGCUACAGUAUCUUUCCAGAAUACAUGGAAUACCAAAAUAGCAUGUUUUACUUCUUCAUUAUUUGAUCCAUUUUAAAUCACUGAAAUUUGAUCUUGGUCGGCCACGUGGCAGAAUUUGAAACAUCACCGUUGGCCUAAGUUCAAGCCUAUUAAAACCAUGUUUUGCAACAAAUCUACACUCAGUGUAUUGAAUUCCUAUGUGGCUUAUUUAAAAACUGCAUUACUUAUCUGGCUUGAAGUGCCUGAGACGUUGAGUAUAGCAGCCAAAAACCAGUCAAGUUAGACACUAUCGCAUCCAAAUGACUAAGCGUUGAGUGCUAGGUCUGUAAACCAAUACGCUGAGUCUCGUCAGAUUAACAGCAAGAAACCUGGAAUGGCAAUAUCCCAGUUACAAAUAGCAACUCUGCAAACUGAGCAAUCCUGAUGAAAGUGGUGGUCUUUUUUGGUUGGGCUAGACAAUAUGUAAGGUGUGUAAAAGCUAUAUACUAAGAGUACAAUACUAAGAUAAAUCUUAUACCACUGUUCAGUGCAUGAUUCUAUUGCAUCAACCCAUCACUAAUUAUGGAAUCUUAGCUGGAGUUGGGAGUUCUUUUAAGUAACAUGGCUGUAAUAAGGUCUUUCAGUUUCGGGCAGUAGUGCUGAAAAACUGGGACAGGAUCUUGCAUGUGAUAGGACAUCUAAACAGUUUUAACUUUUGAAUGAACUUCAUAUGUCAUGAAACAUGAUCACUUAAAAGACUUGCAGUUAAUGGUCCACAGUGCUUUUGUUUAAACCUUCUGACCCAACUUGGGCUCCUCAACCAAUAACUUAUGGAAGUUUAACCUUGAGCUUUGGAAAAUUUGGCCAUUCUGCGUUUGUGAAUGGGAAUUCUGAUUGGAAAGUCACAAUUGGAAACCAGUAGCAAGAUGAGCUGCAGAUGUACUCAGUAGGAAUGAAUUUGCAUCAGGAUACCCGGACUACCAGAACGUGACUUCUGUACCCUCUGCCUAGAGAAGCUGAACAGCUUCAAUGGGUAACUGGAACCAAGCAGUAGCAUGCAGUGUCAAAAUUGCUGCUUUAGGAUUGUGAUAAUGGUAAGUGUUAAAACUUAUUUGUGUGUGGGGAUGGGGGUUUGGACGUAGCAACAAAUCGUGCCUUUAGAUGCUGCUCUCCACUUUAAUUUCAAUCUUGAGAAUUAAUAUACUGAGCAAUUAUUGUAAUCCAAGAUCAGAAGUUCUAAAUUCUGGGAUGGUGGGUUUUAAGUUUCUUUGAGUGCAGUUUGUCUUUGAUUGGAGCAAGGCUUAAUUUUAAUCUGAUAUUCCAUAAACCCUUUUUGCCUAAAUAUUUCUUUAGUACAGAAUCUGGUAUUGGUCCAUCAAAUUUGACUUCUGGCAAAAUAAGUGUGCAACUAUAAAAUUACUCAAUGUGAGCUGGUGGGGGUUUGAACGAGCAGCUGCUCUGAUUUCCUGUUGGAUAUCCUUUGCAAACUUGCAAUAAUUUUCAUUGCCGUUCCUUGGCAGAGUUGCUGUAUUUGAACAUGGAUUCCAUCAUAAACAAAGUUGGUUUGGCUUAUUCAGCUGUGGGUGAAAGCCUAAGGGUUCACCUCAAAUUUGAAAAACUAGCUUUGUGAUGUACUUGCAGCUAGAGACCUGAAUUUCUACUAAAUUAGUCCUUUGUUUUGGGUGUUUUAACAAUUUAGGCUGUGCAAGCAGUACUUGAGCUAUUUUUUUGAAAUGCCCUUUCUACAUAAUAUUGAAUUUCAACUUAAAUCAAAAUACUGCAUGAGAUGCCUGCAGUAUAAUUUCAUGAACAUCACCUGUCAACUUAAGUGCCCCGCUUUUUAAAAAAACAUAUAUAUUUCACAUCUUUGAAUUUGAUUUAUGGUUUUGGCUAAUCUGAAUACAAAGAUUUAGCUGUUGCUGUUUAGGCAUUUAGGUGCUGAAUUUGCAAUGCCCACUAAGUUUUUGGGCACAACUUGAAAUAACUUGUCUUCCCCAGUAUUCUUCAGUGGCAGUUAUAACAGUUUCAGAUUCUCAGGUUACAUGGCAACGCAUCUGAGUUACAAGCCAGCAAGCGGCUGCUGGCAGCCAAUUGUGCUGCAUCCUUGCAAGUAAUGCCGCUCUACAGUGAAUAAAUACAGUCAGCUUGUCUGCAAUACAUUGCAUUGAGGAUCUGUAGUACUGCAAAUGGGAUUGGGCAGUAAGACCUGGAGAAUAGUAUUCCUGCUUGUUCUGCGUUACACAAUAAAGACUGCAUACAGGUAUGUACAAAUAACUUGUUAACAAAUGUCUUUCGUAAUUUCUUAAAGAUGAGUAUAAUGGUUCGGGCAUCACCUUUCUGACUGUGGAAAUACAGUGUACCACUUACGGUUGGGCUGUUACCAGUGAAUACUGAUUUGGUAUCAGAGUAUAAUGGCCCAAAUGAUGUACAGCUAGUAUGCACUUUUUGAAUACUGCAUUCACAACAUUGACAUUUCACUGGCACCUUGAAUUAUCAACAGUGGGUAGUUGCGCUUUCUGCCUUGUACCUUUUUUUGAGCUGAACAAAGCUGUGACUUAGACCGUGAACAGGAAGGUUGUGGUUUAGUAUUUAAACUUGUCUUUUUAUUUACUGUGCACUUUCAAGCUUUGCCAGAACAUCUACAAAGCAGCAAUGUGAUCUACUUGUAUGUAACGAAUAAACGUACUACAGGCCAUUUAGCACCAUAGAUAAUACUUGCAAAACUAAAAUGCAUUGACUAUUUAUUUGGGCAGUUGCCUGCAUUGUAUAAAUGAGAUGGUAACUUGGUAUGCCUACUUGGGUUUGGGGAACUGUGCUGGGGAUUAGAAAAACUUUCACUUCCUUUUGAAUCUCCAUCAGGCACCUACCCAUCAAAUGCAUAACUAUUAUAUAGUGACUUAUUGUAUUUGGUGUUACACUUGUAUUUUUGGCUUAGCUUGGAGACUGGACAAAUUACUUAGUUUUAGUUUUACCAAGCCAGCUUGCAUUGACUGUAACUGCCAGCAACCUUAGCCAUUGAGUUAUCUGACCUGAAAUCCCCGAAACCAGACCUAUGUGUACCUAUGUGUAAGAUGUUUACCACAGAGCAGUAUGGCAGAUUUAAACAUGUAGUGAAGAUUGAAAUACUGUAAAUGUGAUGAAUUUUCACUGCUUAGGUUUCAAGUGUAUCUAGGAUUCUGAUCAGAACAAAUACAAUGGAAUCCUUUGAUAUUUCAGUAGAAACCAAGUCGUUAGGCUCUGUGCUGUCCAUUUGCCUAUUCAGGCAUUUCGUGAAUAAUUAAGGUUCACUUUGUAUAUGUGCAAUUAAAUUAGGCCAUAGCCUAAUUGUAUUGCUUUGGGCUUCAUUCACUAAAUUAGUUUGUUUUUGAUUUUUAAUCAAAGGAGGCUUGAUAAUCUAUUCGGAGCACAAAGUUGACCUGUAUUGUAUUACCAUCGCAAUGGUUCACCAUCAGUAUCAAGUGUAAAGUGUGGUGAAGGCAAUUGUCAUAUAAAUUUGAGGUCCGAGUUGAAGUCCCGCAAGCUCCAGAGGUGUCAUAAUGUGGCUGAACGAGCUGAUUUAAAAUUUUGUGCCAGUUAUCCCUGAAAUUGCCUAGAGAUGGCUAAUAAAAUCAAGAAUAUUGGUCUUGCUAUUGAUUGCUUAGUUGUUCAGUUGCUUUGGAUGAAAUGAAAUGCUGUGAAGUUUGUUUAGUCCUGGGGUGGUACAGAUGAAAAACAUGGUCUGGGACUAAUCUGUUUUCCAGUCCUGUGCCACUAGAAUUCUUUGUCUUACUGCAAUGCUAGGAUUUUGGCACCAUUCCUUUAAAAUCUGUGUAAAUUGCAGCUUGUUCCACAGGUCUAACUGCAAGAUUGGUCUUGCUCCAGGUCUUGAACCUGUAAUAUUUGCUAUUUGUAUUCCAUUUAUGGGAAAUGUAACUUGUCUGUUAGGUCAAAUUUUAGCAAAUCUAUAGACCAAGCAAUUAAAUGCUUUUUCUUGUGUAAAUGUCAUCAGUGGCUUGUCCCUCGAGUGGAAGUGAUGUUUCAUCUUAUUGCACUGGACUUGCAAGUGGGAUUAAAACUUAGUAGCAAAGUGUCUACACUGUAUUCCAUCUAAAUUCUUGAGUGUGCCUGAGCUUUCCCAGUGCAAUUGGCUUCAAUUUUUGACUAGAAUGUCUGCUCAGAAAAGUGAUGCCAGAACAUAAUAGGGAUAUAUGGUACAUGUUCUUUCAGUGUUGCAAAAUAGGCUAGAAUAUUGUGUUCCAAGAUGUGGGUGUAGUUUCCCGUCUAGGCAACCAUGCCUGAUUAGGCAUUUUUGUGCCAACUUGGUCAGCUCUUAAUUGGCCUGUCCAAAGCUUUAGCAUUAACAGCAAGUUUAAUCCUCUUAUGCUGAGAAUUUUUCACUAGUGUACUAGCUUAGGAAAAGUUGGGCCUAAAGCACAAAUGCAUAUUUUGCAUCUAUUCUGUAGGGUUGUCAGACUAGUCAGUAAAAAUGUACUGUACUUUUCUGGCUAACCACUGAAAUGUUUUCAGUUUGGAUGAAUUGUAUGUACCCUUAACUUUGACUUCAGCUCUUCUAUUCUGGCCCCAUAAAAUAUUAAUAGUUACAGCACCACGCAGGCUGUUAGGGGUUCAGUCAGCCUUUCUAUUCCAGGUCUACAUCUGGGAUAGAUUUGCAUGGCUAUUCUGAAGUAAUCUGACCUUUUGGGUUAUUUUAGAACUGAGUUCAGAAUUGCUGUGCAUGGGAGUGAUAAGUAUUUAUUAACUUGUGGUAUUUCCUUUAGGCAUGGAAAGGGCUUGAUGCAUGUUGAAACUCUGAUGCAGUAGAGAUGCAACUCCUGUGAAAUGUGAUAAAACCAGAAUGUUUUUCACAUCUGGUCAGUCACCAGAAAUGAAAGAGUGAGGGUGCAUAGAGUUGUGCAAAAGUUGAAGGACAUGGAAGGAUUCUGGGAUAUUUCUGCAAAGGAUCGUGUUUGGAGGAGGAGAACCUGGAAUAUUCAUCUUGGGUGCAGCAUUGAUGUAUUUGAUGCAUUCUUUAAAAUAAAAUUUGUUUUGACUCAA
Messenger RNA from Rhincodon typus (whale shark), 9002 nucleotides. RefSeq names its product splicing factor, proline- and glutamine-rich-like. The coding region runs from base 536 to 2263 and encodes 575 amino acids. Gene Ontology annotation, molecular function: RNA binding. Gene Ontology annotation, biological process: regulation of DNA-templated transcription. The record is from RefSeq and is a predicted model, not a curated record. Lineage: Eukaryota; Metazoa; Chordata; Chondrichthyes; Orectolobiformes; Rhincodontidae. The transcript is spliced from 11 exons. Gene Ontology annotation, cellular component: nucleus.